Sus scrofa (pig) is the source of this 1529-nucleotide messenger RNA. RefSeq names its product methyltransferase like 17 (gene METTL17). The record is from RefSeq and is marked validated. Gene Ontology annotation, molecular function: methyltransferase activity; structural constituent of ribosome. Gene Ontology annotation, biological process: translation. Gene Ontology annotation, cellular component: mitochondrial small ribosomal subunit. Lineage: Eukaryota; Metazoa; Chordata; Mammalia; Artiodactyla; Suidae.
UUAUCUCUGGCACCAUGGCGACCGCAGCAGGAGCCGGGUGUCUGCUGACAUUACGCGGAUGGCGCCGUGGCCUUGGAGUUGCUCCCCGGUGCCGGGCGCUCGCUGCCCUCGUACCCGGCGUCUCCCAGGUGGAUAACAAGUCCGAUUUCCUGGGGAAGAAGUCCCAUCGCCGGCACCCUGGCAUCCUGCAGUUGUCGCGCGUGCGGCUGCCGCAAGCAUUGGUCGAUGCCGCGACAUUACUACUGCUGGAGAGCUCUAUGCCCAAUAUGGAGAAGCAGGUGCAAGCACUGACCAAUUAUCUCUGGAGCCGGCAUUUACCCGUAGAGACAGAGGAGUUGCAAAGACGGGCUGUACAUUUGGAGAAAAAAUUCUUGGAAAACGCAGACUCAUGUCAGAUGGAGGAAAAACUUCAUGGAGAUGUGCUGCGUGCUCUGCGCAGAACUACCUAUCAUUGGCAAGAACUGAGCUACAAUGAGGGACUGAGCCUGUUGUAUAUGGCAGCAAGACUGGAUGGUGGCUUUGCAGCAGUCUCCAGGGCAUUCCAUGAGAUCCAAGCUCGAUUUCCAGAGUUCCAGCCACAAACCUUAAUGGACUUUGGCUCAGGUACUGGUUCUGUCACCUGGGCUGCUCAUAGUACUUGGGGCCAGAGCCUACGUGAAUACAUGUGUGUGGACAGCUCAGCUGCCAUGUUGGAUCUGGCAGAAAAGCUACUGAAAGGUGGUUCAGAAUCUGGGCUGCCUUAUGUUCCAGGGGUCUUUUUCAGACAGUUUCUACCUGUAUCACCCAAGGUACAAUUCGAUGUAGUGGUAUCAGCCUUUUCUCUAAGCGAACUACCCAGCAAGGCUGACCGCAAUGAUAUAGUCCAAACUUUGUGGCGCAAAACAAGUCAUUUUCUGAUAUUGGUGGAGAAUGGAACAAAAGCUGGACACUCCCUUCUCAUGGAUGCCAGGGACCUGGUCCUUAAUGAAAAAGAAAAGUCACCUUUGGACCCUCGACCUGGUUUUGUCUUUGCCCCAUGUCCCCAUGAACUUCAGUGUCCCCAGUUGUCAGCCCCUAAGCCCCUGGCCUGUAGCUUUUCCCAGGCUUACCAUCCUAUCCCCUUCAGCUGGAACAAGAAGCCAAAAGAGGAAAAGUUCUCUAUGGUAAUCCUUGCCCGAGGGUAUCCAGAGGAGGCAAGUCGCUGGCCCCGUAUUACUCAGCCUGUCCUUAAACGGCCACGCCACGUGCAUUGUCACCUGUGCUGUCCAGAUGGGCAUAUGCAGCAUGCUGUGAUCACAGCCCGCCGACAUGGCAGGGAUUUGUAUCGCUGUGCCCGUGUCAGCUCCUGGGGAGAUCUUUUACCUGUGACCACGCCGUCUGAGCUUCCUCCAUCCUCUGCUCAAGAUCCCCCUGAGAGUUGAGAAAGAUGUGUAACAAGUGUGUUCUGUCAUGCCUGCCAAGGCUGAAACCACCUGGUAUCCAGGAUGGGAAUACUGGUACCCCUCUAUAUCUGUGUUUGCAUGAUGUUUUAAUAAUAGAAAGUUUUCAAA